AUGUCUUUUCUUGUGUAUGCCGUUGAUGGUGCCGACCGACUGACACUCCUCGGACCUCCAACACCCGAGGGCCCAAAUCUUAAGCAAGUGGCAUUAAGUUACAUUCAAGCACCGAAGGUGGCGAAGCGGAACGCCACUGGUGAGUUCGGUUCUGAGGAUCCCUGUGCGUUUGAGGCGGUGGAGUUGAUUCGUAAUACAUUUAUUGGUAAGCCCGUAAAAUUUUCGGAGGACUAUGUAAUUGACGUAUUGCAAAGGCGAGCAGGGAGAUUAACACUUGUUGACGGGGAAGAUGCAUCAAUCCUACUGUUGCGCAAUGGCCUUGCCACCGUCCCUGAACGCAUUCCCCAACGCAUGGACAAGGAACUGUUUGCAAAGUACACCAAACUCAUGAGCGAAGCGAAGGCGGCGAAGAAGGGUAUUUUUGCCCCUUCUGCCUCAAGCCGCGUGCGCACGCUCACUGACUUGAGCCCAGAGGAGAAGAUAAAACUUGCAGAAAAACUAAAAGGAAAGGAGGCUCUGGUGCGCCUUGAGCAUGUGCUGCUUCCAACUGUCCUUGUUGUAUCAGGAGGGGAUUUUGGCGAUGCACAGGUUACUGUGCACAUGCCGGGCGUUACGGUGAAGGACCCCGACUGUGAAACUGUAUCUCGUGAAAGCCGAUACCACGUGGAACGAUUUUUACUGCACCGGAGAGUGAAAAUCCUCUUUGAGGGUGCCGAUGGUUACGGAAACAUUCUCGGUUCCGUCACUUCGUCAAAAGGUUGCUUCCAACAGGAACUGCUUUCUCGCGGGUUGGUGAAGCUUAACGGCAAUACGCUGGGGAGCACGAAGUUUGCCGCUGAUAUGGAAACUGCUGAGAAGGAGGCUCGUGAGAAGUGCGUAGGGAUGUGGAAAAAUCGUGGUGAAUCCGGUGCUAGAGUCCCUCUCAAAGUGGUUGGUGGGGCCGGUGUUUCUACCGCAGCUGCAACGGGAGGUAGCAGUGCUUUGCCAGUUUCCAACGCCGCCACUGCAGCUACGGUGGUAUAUAAAGGGCCCACACAAUUUACCGCCUCAAUCGUUCAGAUUAUCACCGGUGACACACUUGGUGUGCGACACGAGGAAAGCGGAGAACUGAUCCGUGUGUCACUUGCCGGCGUGCGUUCUAGCAAAAAUAUCACUCGAGAACAAGAUGGGCGAUCCCCCGAAACUCGUGUCACUUACGGUGAUUAUGAGUGGGAGGCCCGUGAGUUCCUGCGGGUGCAUUUUGCUGGCAAGCGGGUAACAGUAAAGGUUGAGUACUGCCGCCAAAUUGCUGAAACGGGAGAAGUUCGACCAGUGGCUCUGAUUACCGUUCUCGAAACAGGGGAGAAUGUGGGUUCGGCGUUGCUUGAGACUGGUUAUGUUAACUUCUUCCUCGGCAGAAAUGAUAUAUGUUCGGCGGCGGCAGAGUUACAAUGCGCCAGCGAAAGGGCGGAAGCAAAAGGUGUUGGUGUACAUGGUAAGGCCCCGGCCCCGGUAGUGAAGGUACUCGAGUUGGUUCACUUAGGGAGUGCGCGUGGAAAGUACUACCUGAGCUUUCUUCAGCGUGGGAUGCAAGGAAAUCGGCCACCGGUGCUGAAGGGCAUCGUCGAUGUUGUAAUUGGUGGCAGCUCCCUUCGCGUGUUUGUCCCGAGGGAACACUUUCAGAUACCGGUGAAGGUGGCUGGUAUAAUCACACCCAUGGGAGCAGCUGGUGGAUCAUCGGAAGGCGGUGAACCGUUCGCUGAGGAGUCCAAAAGAUUUGCCGUAGACAAACUUCAACACAUGGAGGUUGGCAUUCAGGUGCACGCAGCGGACAAGGUGGGGAACUUCAUUUCGUCAGUGACGCUCCCUGAUGGCACUAAUUUUGCUGUGGCUAUGGUGGAGAUGGGUUUUGCAACCGUUGCGAAUGCCGAUCGCCUCCCGCACAAUCAACAGCUUCUCGAGGCUGAGGCGAAAGCGAAGGCGGAGAAGAGAAACAUCUGGUCAAAUAACUCAUCCGUCCCCCAACGUGCCGCAAAGCUCGAAGCACAGAAAAUUCGGACAGGUCCCAUACGUUACACCUCAUCGAGUGGUCCCAAGGCCGAGUUCCAGCAGUACAUGCUUUCCGAGGUUGGUGAGAAUGGUUAUUCCGUUUACUUGCAGGAGGCAACUGAGGAUGUUGAGAAGAAAUUGUUCACGAUGCAGGACCUUCUCGGGCAGAUUUCUUCCAGUAGCACGGAAUACAAGCCAAAGAAGGGUGAGCUCGUGGCUGCACUGUACAAGACAGACAAAACAUGGAAUAGGGCCAAGGUGGUCCAAGUCAGCAAGAAGGACCCAACUGUCACGGUUUGUUUCGUUGAUUUCGGAACAAAGUCAGAGAUUCGUUUGAAGGAUGUUCGUGCGAUACCGCGUGGACCAGAGUUUGCCAUCGCGCGCGAUUCAGCCCCACUUGCUCGCCUUGUGAGACUCGCGUUCCUGAAGUCAAAGAUUCAUACUGAAGCAUACAUUGACUACGCUUGUGACAUCGCUUACGAGUACACGGAUGGACCUGUUGUUGCUAAGGAGGUUUAUCAGGACCCUGAGGGUAAUGUUUACUGCAUUGUAAGUACAAGUGAGAAUUCGAAUUCCCUCAAUGAGGUGCUGCUUCAGCGGGGUGCUGCGGUGCUCGAUCGGGCUGCGGAAAGUGUUGAUCCUGAAGGGCAUAAGCGCCACGUUACUGCGCAGAAUGUUGCAAGGAAAGGCCACAAGGGGAUGUGGCAAUAUGGUGAUAUUGAUAACGAAAGCGACGAGGAUAACUGA
Molecule: messenger RNA, 2775 nt
Organism: Trypanosoma brucei brucei TREU927
Lineage: Eukaryota; Euglenozoa; Kinetoplastea; Trypanosomatida; Trypanosomatidae
Exons: 1
Coding region: 1-2775 (924 amino acids)
Biological process (GO): regulatory ncRNA-mediated gene silencing
Cellular component (GO): RISC complex
Source: RefSeq, a predicted model, not a curated record